Molecule: messenger RNA, 6371 nt
Organism: Vespa mandarinia (Asian giant hornet)
Lineage: Eukaryota; Metazoa; Arthropoda; Insecta; Hymenoptera; Vespidae
Biological process (GO): response to starvation; autophagy
Cellular component (GO): cytoplasm
Molecular function (GO): protein binding
Source: RefSeq, a predicted model, not a curated record
CAUUCGUCGAUCUAACUUCAGUGAUAUCGUACCGAUUUCUUCACGAUCAGCUGAUUAUUGUUUUUCUUUUUUCCCCCAGAAAGAGAAAAAAAAAAAACCUCAUAAAAGUUAUGUCAGUAGAGAAAUUUUCAUUGCGAAUUCUAGAUAGUUAAUCUUACACAGAUACAUAGUGAAAAUAAUAGAGAAAGAAGAGGAAGUAAAGAAAAAAGGGAGAAAGAGUAUUAACGACGAUCAAAUGUGUCAAUGACAAAGAGUGCGUCUAUGCGUAUGAGUGUGCGUAUGUAUUCUAUUGCUAUCAUCACUGAAAGGGUCUUGAAGUUGAUCGAAGGUAGAAAAAGAGUAAAAAGAGAUUGACGUUUCGCGGGUGGGGUGACAUCACUGUUCCCUUGGCACUGUUGUCAGUCGCUCACAGAAUGACGCAGUAGACAGUUGCGCGAGGGUGGCAAGCGCCUCGCGGAAAGAAAAAUUACGGCUCUUGUCGCGAAAGAAAAUAAUUGCUCAUGAAAGAAAAAUGUCUGCUGAUUCACCAAGACGUAGUGUGCAUAAAGGAGCUCAAGUUGUAUCACCUCAGCCAAUAGUUGAUCGUUCAAUUAUUGAUAGUGUUGCUGGAAUUAUAAAUGAUAUAGUUCCACAGAUAUUAUCCUUUCAGGCAUAUACUACUACCCCCAGCACAGAUAACAAAGAAUCUAUAAGUUGGGCUAGAUUUGAAUAUGCAGAUAUAAAUGAUCCGGCGUUAUAUCCUGAUUUUAAUGAAGGUUCAAGUACACCACCAUUGUUGUUAGUACUUGGGUAUUCGACUGGUGUACAGGUAUGGUUAAUAGCAGCAACGGGAGAAGCAACAGAAGUGUUAUCAUGGCGACAAGGAAUAGUGCGUACCUUAAGAAUUUUACCAAAUCCGAAGACUGACUCUGAACAUGCUGAUCCAUAUGAACCGAAACGGCCAUUAGUAGCGAUAUGCGACUCGGCUGGACCGGGACCACAGUUUUGCAAUAUUAGUUUCAUUUCGCUAAAAACUGGCGAACAAACUAAAAACAUAAAGUUUAAAAAUCCUGUCUGUGACAUUCUGGCAAAUAGGAGAUCCAUAGUUGUAACAUUUUUAGAGAAAAUUGCUGUCUUUGAUGCAAGAACAUUUGAGGAUAUUUUAACAGUAACUACUUGUUAUCCUAGUCCUGGACCAAAUCCCAACCCUGUCGCAUUAGGAACCAGAUGGCUAGCUUACAGUGAAAAGAAAUUAUUGCCUGGUAGAAGAAGCAGUGGUGGCUGCGAGGGUGAAGGUGUACAAAGUUACACUGCAACCGUUUUAUAUGCAGCGAAGUCUUUAGGAAAAGGUCUACGUGGGUUAGGAGAAACAGUAGCAUCGAGUUUAACAGGAAACUCAGUGUCACCAUUAGCUGUUAAUAAUAUGGGCAAUGAUGUAACACAGCCAGGUGUAGUCAUGAUUUUAGACCUACAAGCUGCAAAGGAGGAAAAGGAUUUGGAUGAUACAUCUAUAGAGACAGUAAUUGCUCAUUUCACUGCCCAUAGUGAUGCGAUCGUUGCCAUGACUUUUGAUUUAACCGGUGCAUUAUUAAUGACGGCUGACAAACGUGGACAUGAUUUUCAUAUAUUUAGAGUUCAGCCUCAUCCUGGUGGUCCUACACUGGCAGCAGUUCAUCAUCUUUAUAUUUUGCAUCGCGGAGAUACCACAGCUAAAGUACAAGACAUGACAUUCUCAGCUGAUACUCGUUGGGCUGCUGUUUCAACCGUUCGGGGAACUACUCAUGUUUUCCCAGUUGCACCUUAUGGUGGAUCUGUAGGAGUGAGAACUCAUUUGACUCCACAUGUAGUAAAUAGACUUUCACGGUUUCACAGAAGUGCAGGCUUAACGGAUGAUGGUACCAGAUCUCAUUCUCCUGUUUCUCAUACUGAAUUACCUUUAUCAGUCUAUCCUUAUUCCAAUCCGAGACUUCCACCAUAUCCUCAUCCAACAAUUCUGCACCCUUUAGCACAAAUUAGACAGCCAUCUUCAUUGAAUCACGUCAACAGCCAAGCUCAACCACGACCACAGCAAAGACAGCGGCUUCAUUCUGACGAUAGUGGUACUUUACCUUUAAAGAUAUGUGCUUGCUUUGCUCCACCUAGAGCUUGGAUUUAUGCGCAAAGAGAUUCUGGUAGCAAGGUUGCAAAAAGAGCAGUAGAUUCUUUGUUUAUUAUGGCAUGUCAUGGAAAUAUGAUACAAUAUGAUCUAGAGCCUAAACCUGCUACUGGAGUACCAAAAGAAAAAGUGUGUGAUGAUACAAUGAUAGAACUAGAAGUUGAAGCUAAAGGUCAAUGGCCUCUUCUAAGGUCUCCAAAUUCUAUGGAAAUUGUACCACCUUUAGCAUUAUCAAGUUCUUUAUUUAGCGUCUCUACUGUACCCAAUAAUGUUCAGCCACUUGAUACAAGUGAAGAUGGUUGGUUAAGUCAGGUGGAAAUUGUAACGCAUGCUGGACCACAUAGACGACUAUGGAUGGGACCGCAAUUUGUUUUCAAAACGUAUAAUGCACCUAGUGGGGUUUCUGUAAACUUGGUAGAAGCGGAGGCAGUAGAGAUUGGAAUUACAGGUGGUUCACGCCCAGCAAGAUCAAAUCCUGUUAAUAUGCCACAUGCAGCUUCUAGACCUUUAGUUCCAGUUGUUAUCGAUGGAUCAGGAAGCAGUUAUGAACAGUCACCAAGAUUUAUGGAAGCUUAUGGAGAUUCAUUAGAUAAUGAACAUAUUGGAGUUGGCAGUGGUGAAAAUCAAUUAAGAGAAGAUUUGGCAGAAGCUAUGCUUGAAACAUCAAUUGCUCCACAUCGUGCACCUGGGAGGCGCUCGGUAUUUGAGAGGGUGGGUCAGCCAGUAACUAAAGUCGUCAACCCUCUUGGCACCGUGAUAACCGUGUCUGCUGACGAAGAGGACGUCAGCUCUAGUCAAGAGUUCGAUUCCGCGGAGGAGAGUCUAGUUCCUGAAGCACCGAGGAGCGUUUGUGCAGAAGAGGGGCCGGCCUCGCUCGGUGAUCUUGAGCCACCGUGUUAUCAAACGUUACGUGAUCUAACAGAGAUCUGUGCUGAGAUGCGUUCCGCAAGCGAGCCAGCUAUUGACAGCGUACCAGACGAGAAUAUUCGAGAUAUUAAAGAAAGAAAGGAGCUUUGCGUCGAAGUGGCAUCGAUGAAGUCAGCGGGGAAUUGUUCUAUCGACUUCGAGAGAGAGGACGCUUUUCGAGAUGUUCCAAGUGGCCUGAGUCUUUGCGCUGAACAAGGUGAGAUACCGAGCAGUCCCAUGACAGAAGCCAAAGAAAGUACUGCUCGAUCUAAAAGAAGUAAUAAAUAUGAACACGCUGAGACUCAAGAGAAAAGCAUAGCCAAAGCUAAAUACGUUGUUAAUUAUGACGAGGACAGCGUCGUACUAAUGGAGAACAGGCUGUCUUGUGAAAAAGCUAAUCCUCAAAUGCGAGUCAAGAAUCAACAAACCUUCUCUUCCUCCUCAUCCUCUUCCUUCUCCGUCUAUUCUUCUUCUUCUUCGCGGCAUCAGAGUAAAGAUGCUGAAAAAACAAUGAAGACCUCGAAACAACCUGUUAAAGAAUUGAGAACACGAAUCGACAAAUACAUUGUAAAGGAACAAGAUGAUAGUGUCGUUAUAGAAGAUCCUACUCGGUGUAAUACAGAUACAAAAAAUAAUUGUAUCGGUAAAAAACAUUGCGAUUUAUCGAAAGAAGAUGAAUGUAGAUCAAAUGAUGAAUGUGCUUCAAAAACCGAUCAUAAGUUGGAUCAAAAGGUAACUGAGAAUAUAAAGUGCAAAUCCAAAUCAAAGGACACAGAUACUAUCAAAGAAUCAGAAGGUUGCUGUGGCAGCACUGAUCGAUCUUUCGUAGAAUUAGAUAAACCUAAUGCUAAUGAUGACGGUAUUGCAAACGUCGAAUGCAAGGAAGAAAACGAGACAAUUCCAUCGGACGAUUUUAAUUCUAUGGAGUAUCAUUUGGUAGAUAACAAUUGUCCCAUCAAAGAUUCCACAGUGUCCGAUCAUUCGGACGAGGAUAUUGAACAUAUUCAACGUUCGGAAUUAAUGCGUGUCCGUGAAUCAUCCGAUCGUGAGAAUUCAGAAAAAUUCAUGGAUUUACCUAGUUAUUCCGAUUCCUCGCCAGUUACACAAAGGAAAAAUAGUAAAAGUACCAUAUCCGACGAUGAUCUGGAAUAUAUACAUACAUCGGAACUUGUAGAGAUACCUGAUAAUAAAUAUAAUUUAGGAACGACGUCCAUCAGUAAUGUGGAAAAAUCUGACGAGGAUUGCUCUAUAUCGUCUAAGGGACAGAGUAAACAUACAUUGUCCUCCGACGAUGAUCUCGAACAUAUUCAGCAUUCCGACGUUUGCGUAUCCCCCUUAGAAACAACAACAGCAGCAAUAACAACAACAACAACAACAACAACAACAAUAAUGUGUCCAACAAAGGCGGACGAGCAAAAUCCUAAUGUUAAAUCACAAGAAACCAUUCGUAGUUCCAAAUCGAAAGCUACUAAAAGGCGAAAAGAUAUUUUUGUGAUUGAAGAUAACACGACCGACAAAGUAGAAGUAAGGGUUAUGGUCGAUCCUACGGACAAAUGGAUUGCAUCGAGUAAACAUUUCGAUAAGAAGGCAACAGAAGAAACUCAGCAAAUUGCUAUUGGCGAGAAACGUUUUGGUUCUCUAGCUAAAGUCUCUUCAGAGACUAUUCGCGGGGAGCAUACAGCGAGUAAAUCGAAAGGUACGAAAAAACGAAAGGAUAUCGUCGUUAUAGAAGAAGAUUCGAAAGAGAUUGGUAGAGUGGAAAUUCAGAAGCAUUGUUGGUCAAUAUCAAAAAAAUGUCAAGAAAAGAAUAUCAAUGAUGAAACUCAGAACGUUGAUCUCUCAACUGUAGUAUCAACGUCCAAUCAGAAAAAAAGUACAAUUAGUUUUCCAAACGUGCAACAAGAAAGUAUUCAAUUGGAGCAAACGUGUAAAUCCAAAAUCAAUAAGAAACCGAAGGACAUCAUGUGGAUGGAUAUACAUGGUAAACAAGUUUGUAAGAUGAAAGGAAAUAAAAAGAAGAAGGAUGCCGAGGUGAUCAAUGAAACAUGGAUAACAGAGUCAAAUCUUUUAGAAAAAGAUCCGACCGAAGAUCUGGAGAAAAAAUGUGAAUCGUGUGAUCAAGAGACUACAAGAAACAAAUCCAAAAUUCUCUCUGAGGAACUCGAUAAGUGUUCAGAUCAAGAAACUACAAGUUUUUUAGAAGAUCCGACUAGAAGAGGCAAUGAUUUUGAGAUUAUGAAGAUGAAUUAUAUGCAUAAAGUCAAAAUGACUUGGAAUCAGAUGUCGUCCCGUCAUAAAACAGUUAACACGAUCGCGAAAAAGCCAAGGGAUGGUUUAAGAACAACCGACGCAACCGCUUUCGAUGCGAAACCAUUGUAUUAUUGUUCGCGAAAGAUAACAGCUGAAAAAUUGCAAGAAGCAGCUGAGGAAUUGAAUACGAAUGCGGAGAUGGAAAAAAAGAUCGAGGAGUUACUCACUAAUAAUCCGAGGGUCUCAAUAUUUAAGAAAAAGAAUCUACCUAUGAUCGAAAGUGAAACUACUCGUAAAGAAUCAUCUGAUCUCGAGCCAUUGGUAGAGGUCGAGGAGAAAUUGGAUGAGAAAUUGAAAUUACAAAGUACGUCUAAAGUCGACGAAAAUUUAGACGACGAUACGAUUAAAAUAAUUAACGAAGACGAUAAAAUAUCCGAAGAAGUUAAUAAAAUCACGGAGGACGAGGAUAUAAUAAUGGUGGUGGACGAAGAGAAGAUUAAUUAUGAAGAAGAUGAAGAAGAAGAAGAAGAUAUUAAUCCUCCGAUGGAAUCUACCUCAUCCAAAGAGAAUUCACCUGAAUCUGAUUAUCAGCAAGAGAAGAGGAGAAGCGAUUCCGAUCAAGAUAUCAUACCUGAACGACGUUCGAGCUCGCCCGACGAUUUAAAUGCUAAUGGUAACGCAGCGUCCGUCGAUGUUGAAGGGGAGUUUACUGAUAGAAAAAAAUAUGUCGAGAAAACAAGCGUAGGUUGUAUAACGUCAACCUUAAGUGCCACAAAGAAAGGCACUAGAUCAAAAAAGAAAAAGCGUAGAUGAGUGGAGGAUUGCUGCGUGGAUGUACCCAAGGCUAGCCUUGCUCUUUAUAUAUUGUUAAUGCAAGUGACCGGAGUAGAUUAGCAUCGAUUUAACAAAAUGCGUUAGAUUUUUAUCAUUCUCUGCAUUGUAUCAUAGUUCAUUGGGGGAUGGGGGUGAGAUUGGGUGGGUGGUGUAAGGGAGGAAAGAACGUAUGAUUUUUCGAAUGAAACAAAAAAGAAUCAAUCGAUUGGCAUCAUCGUUAAAAUAUGAUUUUCUUUUUCAAGAUCAU